Mugil cephalus (flathead mullet) is the source of this 792-nucleotide messenger RNA. RefSeq names its product SLAM family member 9-like. The transcript is spliced from 7 exons. Lineage: Eukaryota; Metazoa; Chordata; Actinopteri; Mugiliformes; Mugilidae. The record is from RefSeq and is a predicted model, not a curated record. Bases 1 to 792 code for a protein of 263 amino acids.
AUGGAGCCGGUAUUUACCAUCUCCCCUGAGGUGAUGGUGAUUCUACUGUUCCAGACUUUGAUUACAGAUCAAGCGAACACAGUCGUCUACAGGAAAGUAGGAGAUGAAGUCGUCCUGAGUCCAGGCUCUGAGGCUUCACCCGUCAGCAGGAUCACAUGGAAACAUAAUUCAAACCUGGCUGUGGUGUGGAAUGAAGGAGGCACGAUCGACUUCUUCUCCAGCUUCAGAGGUCACUGUGAACUGAACACCACAACUGGAGAGUUGAUCAUCCCAGAACUGACACUAAAUGACAGCGGCUCCUACACAGCAGUGAUCAACAACAGAGUCCUGAACACAACUGAAAUCAAGGUUAUCUCUGGCGUCUCUAAACCAACUGUGUCAGAAAACUGUGAUGCUGAAAAGACCCACUGUGUUCUGACCUGUGAAGGCAUCACUACAGACUCUGAACCAGUCACCUACACCUGGUGGUCAGGUGAUGUGGUGAAGAAUAAAACCAAUCAGCUCAUAAUAACAAAGGACGAUACGGAGCCUUCGUUUAUCUGUGAGUUAGAAAACCCAGUCAGCUCUGAACGCAGCAGAGAAGUCCUCAACCCUUUCACCUCCUCCUCCUCUUCCCCUCAUCCCACUUCCUCCACCUCCAUCCCCGAGAAUAACAGUAACGGUCUCUAUCGGUUUUUCCUGUCACUGGGUCUGGAUCCAGGUCUGGGUCUGGGUCUUAGUGUGGUUCUGGUUCUGGCGGCCGUUGGUGUUGUUAUUGCUGGUGUCUUCAUUUACAAAUGCAGAACAGUUUAG